GACGGUGAGAGCAAAGCCCCGGAGAAAGCGAAGCCGAACCAGGGCGAUGCCAGUCCGGUCUCAGGACUGAAGCAGCUCGGGAAUGUGGACGAGCUCCGAAAGCAGCUGGAGAAGGAACGAAACCAGCUUCGGCUUUGGAUCAUCAAGGCCAAGCAGGAGUGGGAGGAGAAGCAGGAUCAUAAGGGACACCGUGGCGAAACCAACGACCAAGAGUACUACAUCGCCUCCAUCGGCGAGACGCUGGGUCCCAAUCGGGACUACCAGGCGGAGGCCAGCAUUGGAAAAGGCGUCUUCUCCAGCGUUUUCCGCUGCAAGCACGUUGGUACGAAGACCGACGUUGCUCUGAAGUUUGUACGGUCAAACAAAAUGAUGCGGAAGGCCGCAGAGAAGGAGGUGGAGACUUAUCGCAAGUUGGCCAAGGUGGCUGCAAAGGAGGAUCACGAGGGUGCGCAGUACAUCAUGCUGCUUGCGCCCCCGGAGACCUUUGAGCACCAAGGGCACUUGUGCCUUGUCUUCGAUCUGCUGAAGUGCGAUCUACGGACGGCGCUCACCAAGUAUGGACAAGGGAAAGGUCUUCCUUUGCAGACGGUCGCGCAGUAUGCCAG
Molecule: messenger RNA, 605 nt
Organism: Symbiodinium necroappetens
Lineage: Eukaryota; Dinophyceae; Suessiales; Symbiodiniaceae
Source: the annotation of a GenBank genome assembly